Dacryopinax primogenitus is the source of this 858-nucleotide messenger RNA. Its product is annotated as WD40 repeat-like protein. Gene Ontology annotation, molecular function: protein binding. Bases 1 to 858 code for a protein of 285 amino acids. The transcript is spliced from 6 exons. The record is from RefSeq and is a predicted model, not a curated record. Lineage: Eukaryota; Fungi; Basidiomycota; Dacrymycetes; Dacrymycetales; Dacrymycetaceae.
AUGUCCACAACACCGACGACGACCUCCGAAUGGCCAAUAGUGUGGGAGAUAAAGCUAGGCACUCCGGUGACUUGUCUAGAUUUUCGAGGACACAUCCUGGCGGCUGGAUGUGAAAAUGGUCAGAUCAAGAUUUACGAGCUCGAGGAUGGCAAGCCUAAAGAGGGAAAUGUGCUCUCCUCAGGGACGGAGGAGAUAUCGAGUCUCGCUUGGACGCCUGCACGUGCAGGCUUGGAUGAUAGACUGGAGAUUUGGUCGGCGGCGGGGAGCCAGGUUGCGAGGUAUGAGAUUGGGGAGCCGUCUGAGGUACCUGUGGAGAGAAAGGAGACGAUCGAGCCGUUGAGGGAUGAGGAGGACGUUAUCAGCAAGAUUGCGAUUGACGAGAAAGCUUCACAUCUGGUAUACUCUACGGAGGACGGCGUUGUCGGUGUUGUUUCUCUCACGCCGGACCGGCCAAAGCGGGUGAUGAGAAUAUCACACAGCAGCGUGUGUGAUUGUGUUGCAUUUCUACCGCCCAACCAUGGUUUAAUAUCUGCGGGAUACGACUACCGAAUAAUCCAACAUGAUUUUUCCCGGGGCACUCUAACGAACCAGCUCAGUUUAGAACAGGUCACAGCAACGCAAGCAACGAUGUCCCUUUCUCCGCCUUUUAUCCAGUCCCUACAUGUAGCACUCAACGGCGACCUUGCAUGUGGCCUGGCGAACGGCGAGAUCUACAUCGCUCCAGCGAACAGACCUGGCGAGAAGAAGAAGAAAGAUAAUAAGCGGCGCUGGGCUGCCCUAUCAGGGCAUGGUGUGCGGUACAAAGCUGCCGAAGGACCUAUUAUUGGAUUGCACGUCUUUUCCCAUUUACCCAUUUAG